CCCUCCGCACUACUGAAGCGCGGUUAGUGAAGAGGAAGCGGAGAGCUGCUCUCAGGCGGAGUGCGGACCACGUUCUUGCUGCUGUGAGCUCCGGACAAAAGUUGGGACAAUACAGCGGCGUCUGAGCGUUUUACUGUUUGGAGGAAAGUCGCGCUCUCUUGUUCAGAGAUGUCUGGCGGAGUGAUCCGAGGCCCCGCUGGUAGCAACGACUGCCGGAUUUAUGUGGGGAAUCUCCCGCCUGAUAUCCGCACCAAGGACGUCGAAGAUGUGUUUUACAAGUAUGGAGCGAUUCGAGACAUCGAUUUGAAAAACCGACGAGGCGGGCCGCCGUUCGCCUUUGUGGAGUUUGAAGACCCCAGAGAUGCCGAGGAUGCUGUGUAUGCUCGGGACGGCUAUGACUACGACGGGUACAGGCUCCGAGUGGAGUUUCCGAGAAGUGGACGCGGUAUGGGUAGAGGAGGUUUUGGAGCAGGGGCACCCAGGGGCAGAUACGGACCCCCAUCCAGACGCUCUGAAUACAGAGUGAUUGUUUCGGGCCUCCCACCAAGCGGCAGCUGGCAGGAUUUGAAGGAUCACAUGCGUGAAGCAGGUGAUGUAUGUUAUGCUGACGUUUUCCGAGAUGGAACUGGUGUGGUGGAGUUUGUGCGCAAAGAAGACAUGACCUACGCGGUUCGAAAGCUGGAUAACACUAAGUUCCGAUCGCAUGAGGGGGAAACUGCAUACAUUCGAGUGAAAAUGGAUGGUCCGCGCAGCCCCAGCUAUGGAAGAUCGAGGUCCAGGAGCCGCAGUCGCAGCAGGAGUCGCAGCCGCAGCAACAACCGUAGCCGCAGCUACUCACCACGGCGUGGCCGAGGGUCUCCUCAGUACUCUCCUCGCCACAGUCGCUCUCGCUCUCGAUCCUAAGCCUUCCACUCUCACCACCUCUGUGGUGCUUUUGGUUUCCUGCCCCUCUGUUUUUGGUGAAGCUGUUGACUCAUCCUAUUUUACCUUCUCCCCCCAACCUCCCCCCCUGCAUUGAGUACUAGUUUUAUUUUUUCCACCUUCAUUUUCCUGAUUUGGUCCUCUGAAUGUUGUCUACGUGUCCUGCCCUCCACUUCCAUUUCUCAUCCAUCCACCCCACCUUAUCUCCCCAAACCCAUCUAAAUUCUUUUAAGAAUGUGUUUUAAAGGACUGCUCACACGCCCUCCCCCUAUCUCACCUUUCGUUUGUCCUUUUUUGAUGAUGAAAUGGAACUCUCAUUGACCAAACAAAGGUUGCUUAAUGCCUCUCAAUAUUUUGGUAAAUGUCAUGUACUGUCUUUCAUGAGGGUGGGUUCAUAAAAGUUGUAUUUUACCCUGUCUUCCUCUAGUCAUUUGACAAAGGAUGAACUGAUACUUUGUAAUAAAGGACUGCCGAAUCCAUUUGUUGAGUUACAGGUUGAAGUUUAUAAACGGGGGUCCUCUGUUAUCACAGUGAAUGCUUCUUUACCAGCAAACUUAAGUGGUAUUACUCUUCCUCCUGCGUCUGUGUAGAAAGUGACCUUAUGGCACUUAUAGCUAUGUUGACAGUCCAGAUUAGAUGUAUUCAUGUUAUCUGUACUUUUUACAUACAAGAUGGCCUUUGGGGCAAAUCAGGCUAGAGACCGAAGGCGUACAUACUUAAAGUUUGGGCAGGCUCUGAUGGUAGAUGAAGAGCAUGGUUUGCAACAAUAAGCCAGGAUAAUUUUUUUUUUCCACUAGAAUGCAAUAUGCAUGCAUUACAGAAGGAAUUUUAACCAGAAAGUGUUUCUAACUCUCUACCUUUUUCUUGGUUUUGCUGGUAUUUUAAGGUUUGGAUUGGAGGAGAGGCUCAGUGGAUGCCGGCUCAUUGGGAUCAGUUCAUAAUGAAGAUAGGAUAGGGAAUGCUGGAUACAAGGAACAAUUUCUCCAGGAUCGUAGGAUUUAAGACCGAGCAGUUCAAGUUUUACCAAAAGUUUUACACUUUUUUUUUAUUUUUUUCAUUUGGAACCUUACCCAACAUUUUACCCUUGGUAUUUUCACUCACUUUGGAGGAACAGAUGCUGGAGCAAUCAUUUGGGAUGGAAUCAACAGAAGCAGUCUGGUAAAUUGAGGGAAAAUUUGGGAUUAGGGGUGAAACUCAGGCAAUUCUAGAUUCUCACUGCCCCUUGGUGGGCAGUAAUGGAUGCUUUUACAUCGCUAGCUUUUUAUUUGGUUAUUUUUUUAGUGAACAGUUGCCUCAAUAAAAGAUACAUUGAUAUAUAAA
Messenger RNA from Colossoma macropomum (tambaqui), 2241 nucleotides. RefSeq names its product serine and arginine rich splicing factor 1a (gene srsf1a). The transcript is spliced from 5 exons. Gene Ontology annotation, cellular component: cytoplasm; ribonucleoprotein complex; nucleus. Bases 169 to 903 code for a protein of 244 amino acids. Lineage: Eukaryota; Metazoa; Chordata; Actinopteri; Characiformes; Serrasalmidae. The record is from RefSeq and is a predicted model, not a curated record. Gene Ontology annotation, molecular function: mRNA binding.